Episyrphus balteatus (marmalade hoverfly) is the source of this 529-nucleotide messenger RNA. RefSeq lists its product as uncharacterized. Lineage: Eukaryota; Metazoa; Arthropoda; Insecta; Diptera; Syrphidae. Bases 38 to 358 code for a protein of 106 amino acids. The transcript has 2 exons. The record is from RefSeq and is a predicted model, not a curated record.
UCAGAUUUAUUUUUCAAAAGUAUUUGAAAAAGCCACGAUGAAGAUUGCAACUCAAUUAUUACUUUGCAUUUUCAUGUUGUUACAAUUUUUCGUUGGACUUUCGGUAGAAUUUCAUAUUUCACAACUGUGGUCCAAUGACAAACCUGACCUGCUUAAGCCAAGACGUGAACCGAAUGUACAGAUUGUUUCGCUCAAAAAAGUUAAGGAAAAAUUCGUAACAGGAAAUUCAGCAGAGGAUUAUAUUGAUACAUAUAAUAUGAAAUACGAUAUGACUGCACAAACUCCGAUUAAGGAAGAUCCAAAUUGUGAAGCGGGAUUUAAGCGAGAUCGACGGGGAAUUUGCAGAGAAGUUUGGUGAAAUUUUUGUCGUGAAUAAAGCGAAAUCAAUUGUAGUUCAAUUUGUGAUAAAGUUCGAUAAAAGAUAGAAACGGUUUUUUUUUUAACUAAGUGCUUUUUUAGUUGUUAUAUUUGAAAGGCGCCCCUGACAGAGUGAGAAUUUACAUCACAAAGGAAUAAGUCUGAUUCAAAA